AUCUCUAUUUAUUAUUCUUUGGGAUGUCAUAAUCAGCAGUUUGGUCGCACUGUUUCAUAAUUCUUACAGUUGGGGACUCUGAUAAACCCUCUUUUACUUCUCUAGUUGUAUUGAAGAGUGAAAACCCUACUUCUUCAGUUACGAAAAGCAGAAAUGGUGAGGUUAACAGCAGACUUGAUAUGGAAGAGUUCUCAUUUCUUUAAUGCCGUCAAAGAACGGGAACUGGAUCUUCGAGGGAACAAGAUUGCAGUUAUAGAGAACUUGGGUGCGACUGAGGAUCAAUUUGACACAAUUGAUUUGUCAGACAAUGAGAUUGUAAAACUCGAGAACUUCCCUUAUUUGAACAGGUUGGGAACUUUGUUACUGAACAGCAAUAGGAUAACACGUAUAAAUCCAAACAUAGGAGAAUUUCUACCAAAACUUCAUACACUUGUUCUUACAAAUAAUCGGCUGGUCAAUUUGGCUGAGAUUGAUCCACUUGCAUCCCUUCCAAAGUUGAAAUUUCUUAGCUUGCUGGACAAUAAUAUUACCAAGAAACCAAAUUACCGCUUGUAUGUGAUCCACAAAUUGAAAUUCUUGCGUGUGCUAGACUUCAAGAAAGUCAAGCAAAAGGAACGAGAAGAGGCAAAAAAUCUCUUUUCAUCCAAGGAAGCUGAAGACGAGGUGAAAAAGGUCCCUGUGAAGACAGUCACAUCUACCGAGGUUAAGGAGGUUCCGACAGAAGAGCAUGCCCCCAAAGCUGUUGCUCCUACGCCAGAGCAAAUCAUAGCUAUCAAGGCUGCUAUUGUCAAUUCCCAAACACUUGAAGAAGUUGCUAGGCUUGAGAAGGCACUGAAGUCUGGGCAACUCCCUGCUGAUUUGAAGAUUCCUGACUAUGAAGAAAUUAAUACAAGCGCAGAUACCAAAGAUGACAAGAUGGUGACAGAUGGCGAAAAUGAGAUGAAUAUGCUAUCAGAUGAUGUUGGUUCGGUCAACAAGACUGAUGGAGAUACAGCAAUGGAGCAAGAUUAAAUGGUUGGCGUGAUUAGGUGUGUGGACUCUGGAUAAUGUACUUACAAUGUGCGUGCACUAAGCCUUUUCUUUUUACAUUUUUGGUGCAGAGCUCUGGAAGGUUUUGCUUUUCAACUUCACAGCUCAUACCUUUAACCCACAAGACUCAACAUGCAAAUCCACCUUUCAUGCGUCUUUGAUUUGAAUUUGGAGGAUAUGUGAGCUGCUUAGAUUCAUCAAUCAUCAACAUUGUAAUGUGUAUUUACUGACAUGUGGUCUUAGUUAUGAAGAACGAGUUUUUUUUUUUGGCAACAGACUAGUAAAAGAAAUAUGGAAAGUAGAUUCUGGUAGUAUUAUGUCAUCCCUGUACAUUUAAGAUAUGAAACUCUACCCAAAUGCAUUUCUCUA
Beta vulgaris subsp. vulgaris (sugar beet) is the source of this 1398-nucleotide messenger RNA. RefSeq names its product U2 small nuclear ribonucleoprotein A'. Gene Ontology annotation, molecular function: U2 snRNA binding; protein binding. Gene Ontology annotation, biological process: mRNA splicing, via spliceosome. Bases 154 to 1011 code for a protein of 285 amino acids. Lineage: Eukaryota; Viridiplantae; Streptophyta; Magnoliopsida; Caryophyllales; Amaranthaceae. The transcript has 8 exons. The record is from RefSeq and is a predicted model, not a curated record.